AUGGAAGUUCUUUCAGAUAUUAAAUUAAAUGCUAUCAAAAAUGCUACUUUUUUUCAAAAUGAAACAAAAACUAUUACAAUUCCAUUGUGGCUUCAAAAUUUACCUGAAAAAUUAUUAAAUUUAUCAUCUCAAACUGAAAUAAUUAGAGAUGAAAUUAAUGCUAAUGUUGGUAAAAAAGAUAGUCCAAUUUAUUUGUUAACAUUUAUUUUAUCACUUUUAACAAUUAUCAUUCUUCUUUCUUUAUUACUAUUUUUUUGUUUUUGGCUAUGUUUUAGGAAAUUUAUAUCAUUAAGAAAAUAUAAAAUAAAGAAAUCAAAAAGAUUGGAUUAUAGAGAUGAUCAAAUGAAAAAUGUUACAAAUAUUAAUGUUCAUACAAAUUCAAAAAAAGAUUUUGAAACUUUAAGUAAUAAAGAAGUGGGAACAAAAGUUGAAAAAGAAUUUGAAGAAAAAAUAUAUUUUGAUAGAUUUGAAAAACCUCCACGUGGUGGAAUACAUACAAGAGUACCAUCUGAUAACUAUUUUCCUGAAAAAAAUUAUGGAAGAUGUUCACAAUUAGAAAAAAAUGAUAAUAAAAUUGAAGAAUAUGGUCUUGAUAGAUUUGAAAAAAAGCGAACAUACUCUUCAUCACUUGAUAAAAAAAAUUCUAAUAAAAUUGUUAAAGAAUUAUAUUGCCCUAUUUCACUAAUGGAUGAUGAUUAUCGUUCAAGAAUUGACAAAAAAAAGAAAAUGAAUUACUGUUUGGAAAAUGAUAUUAUAGAAACACAAUCAUAUGACAUUGGAAGGUGUUAA
Molecule: messenger RNA, 789 nt
Organism: Strongyloides ratti
Lineage: Eukaryota; Metazoa; Nematoda; Chromadorea; Rhabditida; Strongyloididae
Exons: 1
Coding region: 1-789 (262 amino acids)
Source: RefSeq, a predicted model, not a curated record